AUGUCAUCACCCACCUCUCGCAUAGCAGCCCUCGAAGCACAAGCCCGCAAGAACCAAACUAGAAUCGACGAACUGACACACACAAACUGGCUGCUCAAUAAUUACAACGACAAUGUAAUAAAAGAGCUUUUAAACUUUGAAGCAGUGUUCGAUAUUCAGCACACGAGCCCCGGAGACAUAUUGCCAGAGCCACCGCCAAAUCUUGCAAGGCCUCCUGUCCAUACAAAUUCUCUACCAACCCAAGUCUUCCACUACCCGGAGCCGCCGCAGCCAACUCCAUUCUAUAUAGCAGCGCGCGCUUCUCCCCACAUAUCUCUGAGUCUCGUAAUACCAGUGUUCAAAGGCGAAGCUCUCGAACUAGCAGUAAACAGCGUAGAUCUAGUCUUCAUACUACGCCAGGCCCUCCGAAGAAAAGGAUGGGGCGACACCAAUAUUCAACAAGGGGUAUCAGAUUUCCUUUCGCACCCAAUGAUAAAAGUGACAUGGCAAGGAAAAGAGGGAGAAUAUGGAAAUUUGCUGUAG
Pyrenophora tritici-repentis Pt-1C-BFP is the source of this 522-nucleotide messenger RNA. RefSeq lists its product as uncharacterized. The record is from RefSeq and is a predicted model, not a curated record. Lineage: Eukaryota; Fungi; Ascomycota; Dothideomycetes; Pleosporales; Pleosporaceae.